Messenger RNA from Suillus paluster, 678 nucleotides. RefSeq lists its product as uncharacterized. The transcript has 6 exons. Bases 1 to 678 code for a protein of 225 amino acids. NCBI's taxonomy places the organism in Eukaryota, Fungi, Basidiomycota, Agaricomycetes, Boletales, Suillaceae. The record is from RefSeq and is a predicted model, not a curated record.
AUGCCGUCCAGUGGUUCCCUCACCACAGAUCAAUGGCUUCUUCUUGCCACCGUCUAUGGCCCAGUCAUAAUCCCACAGCUGUGGAGUACCUGUUUGCCAAUGAAUGCAGACAAUGACAUUCUUCAUCACCGUGUUAAUGCAAUCAAGAAAGCCGAAUCCGAGAAGCAAGCACAGGCAAGUUCUAAGGCCAACCAAAAGAAGGCCCUUGCUGCUGUGAAGAUACAGGGCAAGGAUACCUAUGAGGCCAAGAAGGCUCGGAUUGCACAAGAGAAGCUCGCCAUUGCAGAGGCCAAAACACAAGAGAAGCUCAGAAUUGUGGCUGCCAGGCAAGCUGGGAAGGUUAGACUUGCAGCUGAGAAAAAGCGAAUGCUGCCGCAAAGAGGGCUUCAAAAAAAUGCAAGGCAACUAUGCAAACAGUUGAAGAUCUGCCUGAAGGACAAAUAUGACCGCCUCCCAUUGCUCCAGGGAACUUAUACAUCUUUAUGGAUCUGGUGCACUCAAACCAAACCACCACUAUGCGACUCAUGUUGGCACUUGCACGCACAAUUUGGUCCUCUCCAUGACUUCUGGAUGUUCUUGUUUGAGCGCCUCAAUAAGGUUUUAAAGUCCUUUAAGAGUAACAACCAUGCACAUGAUAUAUACAUUGCAAAAUUCUCCAAACAAGACACUGCCAAGUGA